AUGUCCCCUGCAGCAACAGCUCCGCAGUACGCUCCCCCUGAUGGAGGAUGGGGCUGGGUCGUGGUCUUCGGGGCUUUCAUCUCCAUUGGAUUUUCCUAUGCAUUCCCUAAAGCCAUCACAGUGUUCUUCAAGGAAAUACAGGAUAUCUUCCACACAUCAUAUAGCGAGAUAGCUUGGAUAUCAUCAAUCAUGUUGGCUGUCAUGUAUGCAGGAGGCCCCAUAAGCAGUGUCUUGGUGAACAGAUAUGGAAGCAGGUCAAUUAUGAUGGCUGGAGGGGUCCUGUGCUCCUUUGGAAUGAUUGCCUCUUCUUUCUGCAAUAGUGUCCUGGAGCUUUACAUAUGCAUAGGUGUUAUUGGAGGUUUGGGCUUAGCUUUGAACUUGCAGCCUGCCUUGACAAUGAUCGGCAAGUAUUUCUAUAAAAAGCGUCCCAUUGCUAAUGGAUUGGCCAUGGCUGGAAGUCCUGUAUUUCUAAGUACUCUCGCACCUCUUAAUCAGUUUCUUUUUAAUGUUUUUGGCUGGAAGGGAAGCUUUCUCAUUUUGGGAGGCCUCCUCUUGAACUGCUGCGUGGCCGGGGCACUUAUGAGGCCUGUUGGACCGAAACUAGCUCCUGCUAUAAAAAAAGAUGUGGAGAAGGGAAAAGGAGACUCUGCUUUGCACAAAAACGACAAGAAAUCCAUCUGGCAAACUAUCAAUAAAUACUUAGAUUUAUCCCUCUUCAAACACAGAGGGUUCCUCAUUUAUUUGUCUGGAAAUGUUAUCAUGUUUCUUGGCUUCUUCGCCCCAAUUGUGUUUUUGGCUCCCUAUGCCAAGCACAAAGGGAUUGAUGAAUAUUCAGCGGCUUUUUUACUCUCUAUCCUGGCUUUUGUAGAUAUGUUUGCGAGGCCAUCAAUGGGUCUACUUGCAAAUUCAAAAUACAUCCGGCCAAAAAUCCAAUAUUUCUUUAGUUUUGCUGUCAUGUACAAUGGGAUCUGCCACAUCAUGUGCCCACUGGCCAAAGACUAUACUGGCCUGGUUGUGUAUGCUGUAUUUUUUGGACUUGCAUUUGGAAUGGUUAGCAGUGUCCUUUUUGAAACAUUGAUGGAUCUCGUUGGGGCUGCAAGAUUCUCCAGUGCUGUAGGACUCGUUACAAUUGUGGAGUGCUGUCCAGUCCUUUUAGGCCCUCCUUUGGGAGGUCUGCUUGUGGACUUAACUGGAAAUUACCAGUAUAUGUAUUUUGUCUGUGGAGUAAUUGUGAUCAUCUCAAGCAUCUGGCUAUUCAUUGGGAAUGCCAUUAAUUACAGGCUCUUAGCAAGGGAGAAAAAAGUAGAAGAAGAAAGGCAGAGAGCACUAAAGAAUGCCGAUUCAAAGGAAGUAGAACCUUUGACGUACAAAGAGAGUGAAGAAGCAAUCAACAGAUCUAGCAAAUCGCAAGACAGUCCAUCGGAACGAGAAACUAAUAUUUAAUAAGAAACAUGGUUCAAACUCUCAUAUUUAUGACUUCCAUUAGAAGUACUUCUUCAAAGUACAGGCCAGGUUUUGUAGU
Euleptes europaea (tarantolino) is the source of this 1522-nucleotide messenger RNA. RefSeq names its product solute carrier family 16 member 7 (gene SLC16A7). The coding region runs from base 1 to 1443 and encodes 480 amino acids. The transcript is spliced from 4 exons. Gene Ontology annotation, biological process: monocarboxylic acid transport; transmembrane transport. The record is from RefSeq and is a predicted model, not a curated record. Gene Ontology annotation, molecular function: monocarboxylic acid transmembrane transporter activity. Gene Ontology annotation, cellular component: membrane. Lineage: Eukaryota; Metazoa; Chordata; Lepidosauria; Squamata; Sphaerodactylidae.